This is a messenger RNA of Chenopodium quinoa (quinoa), 2227 nucleotides long. Its product is annotated as probable membrane-associated kinase regulator 2. Lineage: Eukaryota; Viridiplantae; Streptophyta; Magnoliopsida; Caryophyllales; Amaranthaceae. The transcript has 2 exons. The record is from RefSeq and is a predicted model, not a curated record. Gene Ontology annotation, cellular component: plasma membrane. Bases 777 to 2009 code for a protein of 410 amino acids.
AUUUUUUAAAAAAUUUGUGGUGACACUAUUAAGUAAAGUUUGACCUAGUGAAAAGAUUAAUAUUCCGUCUCACACAACCAUAAACUAGGAGUCUCGUUGGGGUAAAAUUAGAUUCCUUACAUAUCCCCUAACUCCUACUCUCUCUGUCCCUAAUUGUUUGCUCCACUUUCUUUUUUAAGGCGUCCCCAAAAGAUUACUCCAUACUAUUUUUGGCAUGUUUUCCCACUUGCACUCUUUCUAUCUCUCUCCUCAUUGAUAUUUGUGUCAACCCAUGUACAUCAUUUUUUACCCAAAAUCUUAAUAAAGUAGAUUUAUGAUUUGGGGCAAAUAAUGGGGAUAGAGGGAGUAUUCCUAAUGAACUACAUCGGCUAAUCUGAAAUGAGUUAUCUUGUUUGUUACUUUAUGUGGAGUGCACUUGAAUAAUAAUAAAACACUGAAGUUUCUUGUUAAGAGAGUUAAAAAUCAAGCAAAAAACACAAUAGUAAAUCAAGAGUCAUUUUCCAUUGUUGCCAUUAAAAACCCUGGUCUGACAGAAAAACAGAAACAGAGACACUCUGAAACUUGAAUGCCUUUCUCACAUGACUUUCCUGCCAUCUCCCGUGUAAGUGUAACCCAAUUUUACCCCUUCCUCUCCUUCGUCUUUCCAUUUCCAACCCCCUCUCUCUCUUUCCAUUUUAUCCCACCUUUCUUCUCAUUUUUGUCAUUUUAUUCAAAAAUUAAAUUAAUUUCCAAAGCUGUAAAGCUUGUUACCUGUGAUUAGUCUGGCUCUCCCAACCAUGGAAGCUUUUAGCUUACUCAAGUACUGGAAAUCCGCUGCUGGUAGUGGUGGCCCACCUCUUAUAUCUCUACCUUCAUCUCACAACUCUUCUUCUUCCUCCUCCGCGGCAACCACCAUUAUCUCCGCCGUAACUCAAAACUCCGACCACGACUCCGACGCCGAAGACGGUCCUUUCUUUGACCUCGAAUUCGCCGUGCCUUCCGAAGACGACGAUAUCAACAACAACAACGAUGUUAACAACGAAGACGAUGACGAUGAUGUUGAUUGUAAUGAAGAGGAUGAAACAGAGGAGAGAGAAAACGAGAUUGAUGAUGAAAAUGAGGUGGAAGUAGUAGAGGAGAGAGAGUUGGAACCAAACCUUAUUAUCUCACCGUCGGAUGACUUGUUUUUCAAAGGAAGGAUACUUCGAAUCGACGGUUCUGAAGAGGAGGAGAUGAUGAACUCCGGUAACAAGUCCGGUCAGUUUCCGAUUCCGGUGUCGCUUGCGAAAUCGGCGACCAAGUUUCGCGUGUUUUUUCUAGGGUUGAAACGGUCAAAGUCUGAGUCAAAGCAAUGUCAUUCUCAAAAUCAGCCAAACAACAACAAUAACAAUAACAACCACCAAAACAAGAAGUUUUUCACAGUGAAAUUCAAAGUGGAAGAGGUUCCGAUUUUCUCUCUCCUCACUCGCGCUUCUUCCAAUUCCAAAGUUAACUCCACAACAACACCCGCCGCCGCCGUCGCAUCCUCCGCCGCCGUGAAAAGCGGCGCGAAUGCAGAGGAGGAGGAGAAAGAGGAGCAUCAGAAAUCCGACGGUUCGGCGUCGCAAACGGAAGGUUCUGGAGACGAGAAGAAGAACAAGAAGGAAGUGGUGCAAAAAUACUUAAAAAUGGUGAAGAUCAAAGUGUCGAAAAAAGCAGCGGAGAGAGAAACGACGACGGUUGAGAAGAGGAGAGAGAAAGUGUCGCAAAAACAAGGGUUGAAUUUGAAGGUGAUAGCAAAGAAGCAUUUAGGUAAGAGUAAGUCGGCGGUUGUGCAUUCUAUGGUGCAGAAUACGACGUCGUCUAAGAAAAGAGAUGAUUCUCUUUUGCAGCAACAAGAUGGUAUUCAAAGCGCCAUUUUACACUGUAAACGCUCCUUCAAUUCCUCCACUGAUUUCUUCGAUGGUGUGGAGGCGAGCUCGGUGUUACUGAAUACUACGGAUGUUGCGGCAGCGGCGGUGGAGGAGGGAAACGGCGGCGUAGCGGUGUAGUAGGGAGAGAGUAGCGAAUAGGGGUAGAGUAUUGUAAAUUAUUAGGGUGCACAAAAAGGAAUAAAAAUUAAAAAAAAAAAUGAAGAUAUAAGGGGAGUAUUACUAGUCAGUAAAAAAGUACUGUAGGACUGUAAAAGAUGGUAAAAAAAGUGGUGUGAGAGCAUCUUUUUCGUGCAAAAGAAUGGGAAAUAUAUAAAAAUCCGUAUCUUUUGUCAUAA